AUGGCAAUGCAGGUAUCUGAACGCACUGUAUUCAGAGUUCAACGCCAAGUAAACGUUGUAGGAGAUGUGCAUAGUCCCACAAAGAAAGGCAAGAAGUCUGGUUCAGGUUCUGCCCAACAGGAGACUGACAACUGUCAAGAAGGAGUCAUUCGUCGUAGAAUUCACCGGUUCUACACAGACAGAGAACUCGAAACAAUGGAUAAACUGAUUUUAGCUCUACAACAAGACAUAGAUUACUCAUACAGCAAACAAACACUUCUCAAAACAGUCAAGAAAAUGGGCUUCAAAUAUACAACACGCAACAAGAAAACAGCGUUGUACGAACAACACAAAAUUAUUGCUGCUCGUCAUCACUAUCUCAGACAAAUAAAGAAGUACAGAGAUGAGGGAAGAUCAAUAGUGUAUCUAGACGAGACAUGGCUCAACGCGCGCCAUACCUUGGAACGAUAUCGAUGCUGGAUUGACUACGACGGCAAAGGAGGUUUGAGAGUCCCAUCAGGAAAAGUGGAAGACUCAUUAUUCUCCAUGCAGAGUGGAAAGUGUUGGAUUUGUAAUGCUGACCUCGUUUUCAGAGGAAAGAAAGGCACCGGUGACGACCAUCAGGAAAUGAACACGGCUCACUUUAUGGAGUGGUUCAGAGAGAGCGUUGUUGAGAAAAUCCCGACAAAAAGCAGCACAAAAAAGGACAUGAUCCAGUAUCUGGACUCGCAUGAAAUCCCAUACGACAAGAAACUGUUAAAACCAGAGAUGUUCAUGCUAAUAAAAGCAACAAACCCGGCUUCGCAGUAUCUGACUGACGUCUUCGCUAAUCAGCACAGUCAUAACGUUCUGAGAUUGCCUGUCGGUCACUGCGAGUUAGACCCGAUCGAGCUAAUCUGGGCACAAGUCAAGGGCUAUGUGACAUCUCAUAACAAGGAUUUCACCAUGGCGGGAAUUGAGCAGCUUGCGAGAGAAGGCAUUGCGCAGGUUACAGCUGAGAAAUGGGCCAACUGUGUCAAGCACGUCAUUCAAAAAGUAGAAAAGCUCUAUCGAGAGACCGACGGGAUAGUUUAA
Corticium candelabrum is the source of this 1053-nucleotide messenger RNA. RefSeq lists its product as uncharacterized. Gene Ontology annotation, molecular function: nucleic acid binding. The transcript has 2 exons. NCBI's taxonomy places the organism in Eukaryota, Metazoa, Porifera, Homoscleromorpha, Homosclerophorida, Plakinidae. The record is from RefSeq and is a predicted model, not a curated record. The coding region runs from base 1 to 1053 and encodes 350 amino acids.